UCCUAACAAUUGUGUCAGUGUUCAUCCAAAGGGGACGCAUAGCGAACGCGUCGUCCUGACCAAGAAGCCAAACAGGAAAAUUUUACUCCUGACUAAAUUAUCAACAAUCAAAGAAGAAUCUAAUUGGACAGUUAUUUACGGCUGUUGAUUACUGACACUGAAGCGAGAUAAUGUGUAAAGGGGCCCUAGUGGUGGUGGUGACGUCACUACUAGCGUUAGCUGUCCACUGUCAGACCACCUCAGUCUCUUCAGGUUACUUUCUUAUGCCAUCGUCGUGUGGCGAGAUAAGCGAUGGACGGAAAAGAGUGCCCGCAUCGUCCCUAGUGGUGCAGUCAGAGCUGUGGCUCAAGACCCAUCAACCAGCAGACCUGCAAGACGAUACCACUGGUAACAAAUGCCACCUAAGUUCGAAUACCACCUUUAUGGUAAGGCGUGACAAAAGUAUCCUACAGGUGAAGGACGUUGAUGAUGACAACAAACAGGUGUGUAACUUCUCCAGGGACGCUAAUAUUAAGCUGCUGGACAAUCAAGUGUACACAUCAUGCCACUCAGAUAGGGAGAGUGCUGAGAAGGAGAUGUCCACCCACCCAGACACUUGGCCUGUGCCUCCCAGUGGAUUAGCAUACUCUGAGGCACCAGUGGCUAACCAGCCUCCUCUGGACAACAGCACUCAAGUGAUGAACAGCCCAACUGCCACCCCAUACUCAACUACCAGAGUGAUGGUUACAACAGUUGCAGAAACAAUGAGCCAAACAGAUUUUAUAACAGGGUCCUUAACAAAGGCUCCAAAAAGCUUUAAAACUACAAUGGAAUCCUUAAUAAAGGCUCCGAGGAACUCUAAAACUAAAAUGGAAUACCCAACAAAAGCUCCAAGAAACUAUGAAACUUCAAUGGAAUACCCAACAAAAGCCCCAAGAAACUUUGAAACUACAGCAGUAACCUCAACAAAGACCCCAAGAAACUUUGAAACUACAGCAGUAACCUCAACAAAGACCCCAAGAAACUUUGAAACUACAAUGGGAUACCCAACAAAAAUUCCAAUAAAAUUUGAAACUACAACAGAAACCUUAACAAAGGCUAAAAAAAGCCCUGAUUUAAAAGUAAAAACAACUAAUAAACCAUCAACAGUGAAACUAACAGACAUCACAACACAGACCUCAGAAGUAACAGAUAUAUUGACCACACAACAAAAAGAAACUAUAACAGAAACGUUGACACAAGCAUCAGGAAACCCUUCCAUGGAAAUAAUAAGUGAACCAUUGAUAACUGCCGGUGUGAAAACAACAGGGAUUGUGAACCUGAUAGAAAUCACCUCAGAGGCCACACAAACAAUUUAUCUUCCAUCCAAUAAUUCUUCCCACUACAAUAAGCAUCCUAAGAACACCCUCCCAUACUUCAUAGGUGCUGGGGCAGUUGUUACUGUAGUUAUAAUAUUAAUUGUGGUCACCAUCUGUAUUGCACGACGGCAGAUGCCAGAAUCCAAACAUGAAAUUAACAAAGAGGAAUUCUUCAUAGGUGGAACAUAUGACAACCCGGAACCAGAACUGGGGUACGUUUACAACAAUGCGCAGAACAUGUAUUCUGGCUGUGACCCUGAAGUUGAAGAGUCCUUUGAACUAGAGAAGAGGAUACUGAAGAGCCAAAGCUCAAGUCCAGAAGCAGAAACACCCAAGUGUCUACGUUCACAGGAAACCCAAAAUAUUUUACCAUAGCUUUAGUAUGUGUAAGGAUGAGUCUGAGCUCAAACAGUUAUCAGAAACAGUGAGAGUUACCAAAUCUUUUAGAAAUUCUUAGUGUACAGCAGGGUAUGCACAUAAUAUUUGUGAAACAUAUUCUUACAUAUACUGUACUAUAUACUGUAAUAACUAUUAUCUUUGUUGAAGCUGUGGCAAUACAGUACAGGUAUCCCCCUAUUUAUGAUGGGAUUACGUUCCUAAAAAACCUAUCACAAGUCAAAAUAUUAUAAAUCGGGAUCAUUAUAACAUGGGGUUCAAUGGGACACAUGCCCAGCCAGUUUGACACCUAAAUGUAUCACUGAAAAUAAAAUUCCUACACUAAUA
Homarus americanus (American lobster) is the source of this 2060-nucleotide messenger RNA. RefSeq names its product cell wall integrity and stress response component 4-like. The transcript is spliced from 4 exons. The record is from RefSeq and is a predicted model, not a curated record. NCBI's taxonomy places the organism in Eukaryota, Metazoa, Arthropoda, Malacostraca, Decapoda, Nephropidae. Bases 171 to 1712 code for a protein of 513 amino acids.